AAGUGUUAUUUUUCAAAAAUGAUAUUUGUCUAAAUUUCGUACAAUCUAGAACUUUCUUUUUUAAAUCAAAGGGUUCUAGCAUUUUCUCCAAACCCUCCUCCCAACUCUCUCUCUCUCUCUGUAUUUCAUUCAAAAGGGCCAAAAUCCCAUUUUCCUUUGUUGAAUAACACUCAUCAGUUGUACGGUCACAACAACCACAACAAGAAAGCUAAGUUACUCUGAGAAAAAUCAAUGGCAGAAAAGGAGGUAGCAUUAGAUUUGGAAGAACUCCGCCAUUUCCAAACCAUCGCCAAGAGGCCUCGUGUUCUCAAUCUCAUCUCCUCUGAGAUUCGCAACUUGGAAAAGUUGUCUAAAGAGGCUGUCACACCACCAAUAUCCCAAGCUCCAACCCCAAUUGCAACUGCGGCCAAAGUUCCCUCAACUCCAUCUGUGAGUUACAUUACUCUAGGCUCGUUUAGUUGGGAGCAGGAUAGUGAUAAAGUCAAGUUAUAUAUCUCUUUAGAGGGAGUUGACCAGGAGAAACUAGUAACUGAGUUCAAGCCCAUGGCUUUUGAUAUCAAAUUCCAUGAUGUUAAUGGGAAGAAUUAUCGAUGUGCUAUUCCAAAACUGAACAAAGAGAUUGUCCCUGAAAAGUGUAAGGUGUUGGUUAAGCCUAAAAGGGUUGUGCUUACACUUAUUAAAGCUUCCAAGGGAAAUUGGUUGGACUUGUACUAUAAAGAAGACAAGUUGAAGCCAAAGCUUGAUAAGGAACAAGACCCAAUGGCAGGAAUCAUGGACUUGAUGAAGAAUAUGUACGAGGAUGGGGAUGAGGAUAUGAAGCGAACUAUUGCAAAAGCAUGGACCGACUCGAGGUCAGGGAAGGUUACCGACCCCUUGAAAGGGCUUAAGUAGGGUAACAUGAAUAAAGAAGAAGCUGAAUUUUCAACUCCUUGGUACAGUGAUUUUGGUGUAUUGUCUUGUGUUUAGGGUUGUGGUUAUAUGGUUCUCUAAAUCUAAUGUCUUAGAACGAGUUUCUGUUGAGUUUGUAAGAAGCUUGGACUUGAGAACUCUUUUUUGUUAUGAAAUAGUUUUUAAAAUCAUUAUUAAAAAUUAUUAAUUUUUAAUUCUUAA
This is a messenger RNA of Cannabis sativa, 1110 nucleotides long. RefSeq lists its product as uncharacterized. Gene Ontology annotation, molecular function: S100 protein binding; ubiquitin protein ligase binding; tubulin binding. The transcript has 5 exons. NCBI's taxonomy places the organism in Eukaryota, Viridiplantae, Streptophyta, Magnoliopsida, Rosales, Cannabaceae. Bases 232 to 891 code for a protein of 219 amino acids. The record is from RefSeq and is a predicted model, not a curated record.